AUGGACGCCCACCGAAGACAGCAACCACCUUCGGAUGAGCGCACGCCUCUGAUCACCGAUCUUGAAAAUGCUGAAGCAUCGGGUUCUACUCCUUCGGGGAAUAGGAAUGAUGCGCAAGGUAAGGUUCCGACCAGGAUAGCUUAUCGCCUGUACACAUCACACUUCCUGUCAACCUGGAAUUCCCGCGUCUUUGAAUUUGGGGCCGUACUGUAUUUGGCCUCGAUUUUUCCAGGAACGCUGCUGCCUAUGUCUGCCUAUGCGCUCUCUCGUGGACUGGCAGCGAUCAUCUUCGCCCCGGCAGUGGGACACUACAUCGAUGUCGGCAACCGUUUGCAGGUCGUUCGGCUUUCAAUCGUAUUACAACGCCUUGUUGUGGCUGCAUCGUGCGUGAUCUUCUAUCUGCUAGCGAUCGGCCUUCCAAUGAAACGAGCGGUCAGAACUUGCUUGCUGGUAAUUCUUACGCUGUUGGCUUGCUUUGAGAAGCUAUGCUCUGUAUUGAAUUUGAUCUCUGUAGAGAAAGAUUGGGUCGUGGUCGUUGCCGGAGAAGAUUAUGAAUGCCUCAGGAGUGCGUUGUACAAAUUCAAAAGAUUCAUAAUUGAUUGGCCAUUCCAUGCUAAAUUGCCAUUCAACACAGCGAUGAACGCCCAAAUGAGGCGAAUUGACUUGGUCUGCAAACUAAUUGGGCCUCUUUUCAUCGCUCUUAUCGAUGGCAUGUCAGCAGAGGCCGCUAUUCUCGUCAAUCUCGGGAUGAAUGUCUGUUCGGUCAUGGUGGAGUACUUCUCGAUCGCCAAGGUGUAUUAUGAAGUGCCAGAACUACAAGAAACGAAACCCUCCUCGCCGAGAUUCCGAACGGUAGAACAAGCUCAGCAAAGAAUUUCUGAACGGGUCUGGAGAGCUUGCUGUCAAGGUGUUUGGCAAACUUUGGAAAACUUUGGUUUUUAUUUUCGGCAUCAAGUGUUCCUCCCGUCCUUUGCUGGGGCGUUGCUUUACUUGACAGUUUUGUCAUUUGCGGGACAGAUGGUCACUUGGCUUCUGUCAGCAGGCUAUGGUUCGACGCAGAUCGCAGUUGCAAGAACAUUGUCUGUCGUGUUUGAGGUGUUGGCCACCUGGGUUGCGCCUUGGCUGAUGGGGAAAAUCGGGCCCACUCGUGCUGGUAUCUGGCUAGCGAGUUGGCAGAUUACAUGCCUAGCAGGUGGCAUGGCUAUUUUUUGGACUUAUGCUAACCAACCUCUAAUAUCAGCAUCGGGUCUCGUAGGGGGUACAAUUCUCAGCCGGCUAGGCUUGCGGGGGUUUGAUUCAUGUGCACAGAUUCUUAUCCAGGAAGGUGUUGCAGCUGAGGCGCGAGGCUCUUUUUCGUCGAUCGAAGCUGCUUGGCAGAACCUAUUCGAGAUUUGCUCUUAUGUCUCCACGAUCGUUUUCUCACGUCCGGAUCAGUUCAAGUGGCCGGCCCUUAUCAGUGUGAUUGCUGCUGGAUUCGCUGGUCUGCUGUACGCGAUAUUCGUACGGAUUCAAAGGGGACACUUGAUACACCUGCCGAAGUGUAUAUCUCCCGAGCGCCUGCAGCGCUCAAGGGAACGGGGUCUGGACAGGAUCUUCUCGUCUGACUUUUAG
Messenger RNA from Penicillium odoratum, 1611 nucleotides. Its product is annotated as solute carrier 40 family transporter. The record is from RefSeq and is a predicted model, not a curated record. Lineage: Eukaryota; Fungi; Ascomycota; Eurotiomycetes; Eurotiales; Aspergillaceae. The transcript is spliced from 5 exons. Gene Ontology annotation, cellular component: membrane. Bases 1 to 1611 code for a protein of 536 amino acids. Gene Ontology annotation, molecular function: iron ion transmembrane transporter activity. Gene Ontology annotation, biological process: iron ion transmembrane transport.